GCUCGAUCUUGCAACUUGCAUCACACAACUCUACAUACACCAUUAUGUCCGCCGAACUUGAGGAGAAGCUCGAAUCCAUGGAGAUUCAGGACGAUGAACUCGUUUUUGAUCUUAGCAUGAAGAAAAAGAAGAAGAAGUCAAAGAAGACCGAGGAAGAGCCCGUCGAGGAGGCCGCUGCCGAGCCUCAGGAGAUCGCACCAGCUGCUGAUGCCGCCGAGGAGGAUCCUAUGGCCAUGUUUGGCGAGAAGAAAAAGAAGAAGAAGAAGGUCAAGACUGAGGAGGAAGUCGCCGCCGAAGGUGGAGAGGAAGGUGCUGCUGCUGAUGCUGGCGAGUCGUUUGAUUUCGGCGAUAUGAAGAAGAAGAAGAAAAAGUCCAAGAAGGUCGACUUUUCAGCAUUCGAGGAUGGUCAGGACCAGGAGGGCGAUGAUGACGCCCGUGAUCCUGACGACAUCUUUGCUGCAGAUGAUGAGGAGGGUGGCGCACGUACAAGCGCCAAGGUUGGAGCUGACACUGAGGAGGGCUGGAUCGGUACCAACCGUGACUACACAUACACGGAGCUCUUGUCCCGCGUGUUCAAGAUCCUUCGUCAGAACAACCCUGAGUUGGCUGGUGAGAAGAAGCGCUACACGAUUGUUCCUCCCUCCGUCAUGCGUGAUGGUAACAAGAAGACGGUCUUUGCCAACGUCGCCGAUAUCUGCAAGAGGAUGCAUCGUCAGCCCGAGCACGUUAUCCAGUUCUUGUUUGCGGAAUUGGGUACUUCUGGAUCGAUCGACGGUUCGCAGCGUCUUGUGAUCAAGGGUCGUUUCCAACAAAAGCAGAUUGAGGCUGUUCUGCGUCGCUAUAUUGUCGAAUAUGUUACCUGCAAGACCUGCAAAUCGCCCGAUACCAUCUUGACCAAGGAGAACCGUCUGUUCUUCUUGCAAUGUGAAGCCUGUGGAUCGACGAGAUCCGUCUCGGCCAUCAAGUCUGGUUUCCAGGCGCAGACUGGCAAGCGCGCUGCCCAGCGUGUCAAGGCUGCUGCUUAAAUGUUUUUCGAGAUCAUGGUAUUAAGAAGGAUGGCGGCAAGGAUGUUGGGUUCAAUAAAUGUUUUGUUUAUUUUCGCAAAG
Molecule: messenger RNA, 1106 nt
Organism: Gamsiella multidivaricata
Lineage: Eukaryota; Fungi; Mortierellomycota; Mortierellomycetes; Mortierellales; Mortierellaceae
Product: domain found in IF2B/IF5-domain-containing protein
Exons: 5
Coding region: 45-1025 (326 amino acids)
Biological process (GO): formation of translation preinitiation complex; translational initiation; formation of cytoplasmic translation initiation complex
Cellular component (GO): eukaryotic translation initiation factor 2 complex
Molecular function (GO): translation initiation factor activity; translation initiation factor binding; mRNA binding
Source: RefSeq, a predicted model, not a curated record